Molecule: messenger RNA, 1233 nt
Organism: Stylophora pistillata
Lineage: Eukaryota; Metazoa; Cnidaria; Anthozoa; Scleractinia; Pocilloporidae
Molecular function (GO): protein binding
Source: RefSeq, a predicted model, not a curated record
CAGCCGAUUUACUUUGUUUUGACAAAUACUCUGUGUGACUUUUAAUGUUAUUGUAUUUAUCUGUAUUUCGUAAAGUCGGGAAAUAUGCUAGGUAACCAAGAGCUACAGGGAGACAUGCAAGAUAAAGUGAGUUGUCACCUUGAACCAGACCAAGAGGUGGCUGCAGUGUUAGGAACAGACCCCAAUGUUUCCCAGUCUGGCCCAACUAGCUCAGCCAGGCGAAGCUCAAGGUCUUCCUCGACAAAGGAGUUGACAACUGGGAUAAAGAUGUUGGAUCAUGACAUUCAAGAAUCUCUUAGCACUGGUGAUGCAGCAGCACAGUACCCCUCUCUGCAUUUCUUGGCAGCUCAGGGUGAAAUUGCAAAAAUAAAAGAAGAGAUUGACAAAGGAACAGAUGUAAAUGCUGUAGAUAAAACAGGCCUAACACCUCUGGCUUGGGCAGCAGCCCACAGACAGAAAGCGACCAUAUCUGUGCUGCUUAAAAGUGGUGCAGAUGCCACAGCAUGCAGUCCAACUGGAGAGACGGCACUCUCAUUUGCUGCCUGUCAGGGCCAACUGGAUGUUGUUGAGCAGCUUUUAGAAUCUAGAGCUGAUCCAGAUGUUGCAAAUGUGGAAGGGGGUACACCUCUCAUGUAUGCAGCGUAUAAUGGGUAUCCACAGGUUGUUAAACUUCUACUUGAACAUGGAGCAGACUUAACAGCUACAAACAAUGAAGGUCACACCGCUUUGAGCCUGGCUCUAGGAGUAGGAAACAAAAAUGUCCAGCGUGUCAUCGAAGACUAUCUUCGCUCCAUCCUGGAAAACCGAACUUCCUCGUCUUGCGAUGGAGAAGUUCAAAAGUAACUCUUCUUGUAAGGUCACGGUAACGCAAUAUUGAACACGGGAAAAGGAACUUGCGGAAAAAUAAUGUUCAUCUUACCUACUUCACCUGCCAUGUUCGUCUUGAACCGGCCCGUCAGACGAACAAGGACAGCGCGCGCAUGAGUGUGAGUUUGCCGACAGGCGUCGAGACACGCAAGGUAUCAUGGAAGUAUUGCGAAGAAAUGUUUUUUAAAACAAACUUUCCAGUGAGCGAGGCAUACCUAAAUAAAAAGGUGUUGAUAAACGGAGAAGCAGUUAGCUACUGGAGAGUUCUGGAAGAAGAAUAUUCAGCCUCCACACGAGAUCAUAAUUUUUCUUGGCCGCCACGCUUGUGAUUACCAGGCGGAAAAACUGACAUCCUUGAAGUGUACU